AUGCCCGUGGGUGCUGGGAGUCGCUGGGCCGUGGCUGCGGUGCCUUUUUCAGGGGACGAUGUCUUUGCUCAGUGCUCAACUGCAGAUUCUCAACUUCAGGGCGGAUUCAUGACUUCGUGGAAUCGUGGCGUGGCCAUGGCCCGAACAGCCUUUGAUGGGAGGCGGGGCGGCGGAUAUGGAGGUUUGAGAAUUGUGCUGAGGCGCAGGUUGGAGGUCAUGGCCAUUGGCAUGGUUUUGCCUCGGGAAUAUAUCUUCAUGUCAUUUCCCAGCGUCUUGAACGAUUCCACAUGUUGGGAACUGAUGCCUUUAAAUGAUGAAGAAACUCCACAUCAUGCUGAGAAUCUUAAUGUGAUAUUCAAGCACUUUGAUAUCACGGGAAAAUGA
Molecule: messenger RNA, 384 nt
Organism: Hymenoscyphus albidus
Lineage: Eukaryota; Fungi; Ascomycota; Leotiomycetes; Helotiales; Helotiaceae
Source: the annotation of a GenBank genome assembly